Molecule: messenger RNA, 400 nt
Organism: Staurois parvus
Lineage: Eukaryota; Metazoa; Chordata; Amphibia; Anura; Ranidae
Source: the annotation of a GenBank genome assembly
CCUCCAUAUCAUGUGAUUCAGGUGUUCCAAUCCCCUCCAUAUCAUGUGAUUCAGGGUGUUCCAAUCCCCUCCAUAUCAUGUGAUUCAGGUGUUCCAAUCCCCUCCAUAUCAUGUGAUUCAGGUGUUCCAAUCCCCUCCAUAUCAUGUGAUUCAGGUGUUCCAAUCCCCUCCAUAUCAUGUGAUUCAGGUGUUCCAAUCCCCUCCCAAUCAUGUGAUUCAGGUGUUCCAAUCCCCUCCAUAUCAUGUGAUUCAGGUGUUCCAAUCCCCUCCAUAUCAUGUGAUUCAGGUGUUCCAAUCCCCUCCCAAUCAUGUGAUUCAGGUGUUCCAAUCCCCUCCCAAUCAUGUGAUUCAGGUGCUCCAAUCCCCUCCAUUAUCAUGUGAUUCAGGUGUUCCAAUCCCC